Molecule: messenger RNA, 2869 nt
Organism: Sorex fumeus (smoky shrew)
Lineage: Eukaryota; Metazoa; Chordata; Mammalia; Eulipotyphla; Soricidae
Gene: EHD1
Product: EH domain containing 1
Exons: 5
Coding region: 274-1878 (534 amino acids)
Biological process (GO): endosomal transport; clathrin-dependent synaptic vesicle endocytosis
Cellular component (GO): cytoplasm; clathrin-coated pit; presynaptic membrane
Molecular function (GO): protein binding; molecular adaptor activity; GTP binding
Source: RefSeq, a predicted model, not a curated record
CGCGCCCGCGCCCGGCCACUCGCCGAGCCCCGCGCUAUAAAGCGCGCCCCGCGUGCCCGGCGCGGCACUCCGCAGAGGGCGUUCCGCGGGCCGAGCCGUGCGCCUGCGCAGUGCGGGCCGUCCCCCGCCCCCGGCCCCCGAGCCUCGUCGCCCCUCCGCCCCUCCGCCCCUCCGCCGGCCGGCCGGGCCCCGCCUCGGCUCCGCAGCUCGUCCCGCGCUCAGCCGCCCGUCUCCCCGGCAGCCACCAGCUCGGCCAGCUCCGCGUCCGGCAGCAUGUUCAGCUGGGUCAGCAAGGAUGCCCGCCGCAAGAAGGAGCCGGAGCUCUUCCAGACCGUGGCCGAGGGGCUGCGGCAGCUGUACGCGCAGAAGCUGCUGCCGCUGGAGGAGCAUUACCGCUUCCACGAGUUCCACUCGCCCGCGCUCGAGGACGCCGACUUCGACAACAAGCCCAUGGUGCUGCUCGUGGGCCAGUACAGCACGGGCAAGACCACCUUCAUCCGGCACCUGAUCGAGCAGGACUUCCCGGGGAUGCGCAUCGGGCCCGAGCCCACCACCGACUCCUUCAUCGCCGUCAUGCACGGCCCCACCGAGGGCGUGGUGCCGGGCAACGCGCUCGUCGUCGACCCGCGGCGCCCCUUCCGCAAGCUCAACGCCUUCGGCAACGCCUUCCUCAACAGGUUCAUGUGCGCGCAGCUGCCCAACCCUGUCCUGGACAGUAUCAGCAUCAUCGAUACCCCGGGGAUCCUGUCGGGGGAGAAGCAGCGGAUCAGCAGAGGCUACGACUUUGCGGCUGUGCUGGAAUGGUUUGCCGAGCGUGUGGACCGCAUCAUCCUGCUCUUCGAUGCCCAUAAGCUGGACAUCUCGGACGAGUUCUCGGAGGUCAUCAAGGCGCUCAAGAACCACGAGGACAAGAUCCGGGUGGUGCUGAACAAGGCGGACCAGAUCGAGACACAGCAGCUGAUGCGCGUGUACGGCGCCCUCAUGUGGUCGCUGGGCAAGAUCAUCAACACGCCCGAGGUGGUCCGCGUCUACAUCGGCUCCUUCUGGUCGCACCCGCUGCUCAUCCCCGACAACCGCAAGCUCUUCGAGGCCGAGGAGCAGGACCUGUUCAAGGACAUCCAGUCCCUGCCACGCAACGCCGCACUCCGGAAACUCAACGACCUCAUCAAGCGGGCACGGCUGGCCAAGGUCCACGCCUACAUCAUCAGCUCCCUCAAGAAGGAGAUGCCCAACAUGUUCGGGAAGGAGAGCAAGAAGAAGGAGCUGGUGAACAACCUGGGCGAGAUCUACCAGAAGAUCGAGCGCGAGCACCAGAUCUCGCCCGGCGACUUCCCCAGCCUCCGCAAGAUGCAGGAGCUGCUGCAGACCCAGGAUUUCAGCAAGUUCCAGGCCCUGAAGCCCAAGCUGCUGGACACGGUGGACGACAUGCUGGCCAACGACAUCGCGCGGCUCAUGGUCAUGGUGCGCCAGGAGGAGUCGCAGAUGCCCUCGCAGGCCGUCAAGGGCGGCGCCUUCGAGGGCACCAUGAACGGGCCCUUCGGGCACGGCUACGGGGAAGGGGCCGGCGAGGGCAUCGACGACGUGGAGUGGGUGGUGGGCAAGGACAAGCCCACCUACGAUGAGAUCUUCUACACGCUGUCGCCCGUCAACGGCAAGAUCACGGGCGCCAACGCCAAGAAGGAGAUGGUCAAGUCGAAGCUGCCCAACACGGUGCUGGGCAAGAUCUGGAAGCUGGCCGACGUGGACAGGGACGGGCUGCUGGACGACGAGGAGUUCGCACUGGCCAACCACCUCAUCAAGGUCAAGCUGGAGGGCCACGAGCUGCCCGCCGACCUGCCGCCGCACCUCGUCCCGCCGUCCAAGCGGAGGCACGAGUGAGCCGCGCGGCGGGGGAGGGGAGGCGCCCCGCUUCUCACGGUCCAUAAAGGCCGAGCCCAGUGGCCCGGCGCGCAGAGGAGACGCCCCAUCUUUCUUUCCGGGCCUCACGGGCCCCGGGGGAGGCGGGCGGCGCUCGGGUUGGAAGGCUGGAAUUUUGUGCACAAGAACUGUGGAUAUUUUUAAUAUAUAACGUUCGAGGCAGUAUUCUUUCUUGCCUCCUCCUCCUCCUCCUCCGUCUGGUCACCCACGCACGCCCAGCCUGACCCCUCUGCCGGCCCCCAGCCACUGGCAGGCACCUCGGGGCACCCCUGCCAGGCUGCCCCACCCGUCCUCUGCCCCCGCCCCCACCCCGCCUGUGCCCCCACGCCCGGGUUAAGUGCCCCACCAGCUUCGCCCUCCACCCCUCUGCCUCCGUCUCCCCGACACAAAGCCCCACCGUCGGGGGCACCUGUGAGCAAACGUCUUCCAGAGAAACAUAAGCUAGGCUGGGCGGGUCGCAGGGCCCCUCACGCACCGGCCCCGCCUUCUCUGUCCCAUCGGCAAACUGUGACGGCCUGUCCACACUCCAACGCCCGCUGCGCCAGCUCCAUGUCCCCCAGGGUGACGUGUCCUCAGGAGUCUGGGCUGCUCGGUGCUCCAGCCACAGGGACCAGGCCCCUCCCCUUCACCUGGGGGGAAGGGAGGGGAGACGUGGGACCAAUGCCCCCCCCACCCAGAGUCAGCCACUGGGACCAGGAGCUGGGCCUGGGUCGGGGCGUCCGUCACCCCAUGGGGGCCUCAGGGACGCGCUGCUCUCCACCCCCCUGGGUCCCAGUGGCCAGGGACCCACCCUGAGACCUCGUCCACACUCUAGACGGCAUUCGGUGAGGACAGCGGUGCCAGUUCAUGGGUGCGCCACUGUCCGGGCACCGACUUCUCCACACUCACCUGUGGAAGCAAAAGCAACUAAAGACGAGACUUUUCUUGCAUUAAAGACACUGAACGGUGCAGA